AUGGCUAUUCACUCAAGAUUUGGCAAGAUAAACUGGCGACCAUUGUCAUUUGAUAAGAGGGUACCUGUAAAUAAAAAUGUUAAAACUAAAAUCCAGCAGAAAAAUCCACAACCUAAAAAUGCAAAACAACCCGCACUCCCUUUAAAAAAACCACAAAACACACCUGGAAAGACUAAUGAUAAAAUUCCAAAAAAUAAUCCCAAUCCAAAGGAAGUCGUUCCAAAGACAAAGGAAACUAAGCCAAUAAAUAUGGAGAAGGAUGAGAAAGAUGAAAUUAAAAAGAAGGAUCCAAAAAAACCCAAAGAAUCCACUAUUUUAGGGGACAUAACUCCUACAAUUUUACCAGAAAAGUCACAAUUACCUUUUAAACAAAAUAAUUCACAAAAAUUAUCAAUUGGAACUAUCAUAGCAAUCGGCAUGAUCCUUCUUGGGGUGAUUAUUUUGGCAGCGUUUAUCGUUUAUCGAAAAAGGAUUAAUUCACGAAAAGGUGCGGUGCGCCUUUAUGAUGAUGAUGAUUCUCAAAUGAUUGAAAAACCAAGUAGAAUCACUUUAAGCGAUUAUAAUGAUUAUAAUAUUCAAAGAACUGAUUAUACGCAAGAUUAUAAUGAUUAUUAUCAAACGCGGCAAAGUAAUGCCUCAAGUUUCGACUCAUCAGUAGGAGGUUUUUUCCCUGUACCACCUCAAAGAAUUUCCGACAAUAGCAUCAGCCCUUCUACGCCAAAAAGUGCUACCUUCAGAGAUUAUAACAAUUUCUCAAAAAAUUAUCAGGGGAAUAGUUUUAAUGGUUACGGUCAAUCUCCAUCUUUACAACCACAGGUAGUUGCUGGUACGGCCUCCGAAGGAGAAGGAGAUGGCCCUAGUAUCCCUAAUGUUCGCCUUGCAUUCAUUACCGCAGCAGAUCAAACAAAAUUUGAGCAGCUUUAUAUACAGGGUUGUUCCGGGGGAAAAUAUUUAACUGGUGAAGGUGCAAAAGAAAUCCUUUUAAAGUCCAAAUUAGAUGCCACUACACUUUCUCAAAUAUGGAAAUUAUCAAACCUAUCAAAGAACAAUUAUCUUUCCUUUCCCGAAUUUGCUCUUUCCAUGUAUCUCACUAAUUUAAAACUAAAAGGAAUGUCAAUGGGUCAUACUAUGGGUCAAUAUCCUUCAGGUUUCCAAAAUAAUAGUAUGAUGCCUAAUAUGAUGCCUUUUACACAACGUAUGCUACCACAACAAAACCCUCAGCUACAAUAUAGCACGACUGGUAUAGUAGGAAAUGAGAAAAUUCCUUGGGCCGUGACACCUGAAGAAAAAGUUCAAUAUAGGGAAAUAUUUAGGCAAUGGGAUUCACAAGGAGUGGGAUAUUUAACAGGCAAGUUAUAA
Messenger RNA from Funneliformis geosporum, 1359 nucleotides. The record is from the annotation of a GenBank genome assembly. NCBI's taxonomy places the organism in Eukaryota, Fungi, Glomeromycota, Glomeromycetes, Glomerales, Glomeraceae.